Molecule: messenger RNA, 1892 nt
Organism: Botrytis sinoallii
Lineage: Eukaryota; Fungi; Ascomycota; Leotiomycetes; Helotiales; Sclerotiniaceae
Exons: 3
Coding region: 99-1427 (442 amino acids)
Biological process (GO): phospholipid catabolic process
Molecular function (GO): hydrolase activity, acting on ester bonds
Source: RefSeq, a predicted model, not a curated record
CAACGGCCGGCGGUGGCCGGGAGUGUAUAUGAAGCAGCAAGAAUCUUCGAUUCUACGACUUGAUCUAAAGGGAAAGCAAUAUCUUUAUUGGUAUCAUAAUGUUCGGUUUCGAGGUGAUAACGAUUGCAGCCUUAUCUGGCGUUGCCCUGGCCGCUCCCCAGAAUAUUCAGUAUCACGAGACGACUGACAAUUCGUGGAAAAGUCGAAUCAAGAAUGUUGUCGUUCUCGUCGAAGAGAACAGGUCAUUUGAUACCUUCGCAGGUGGACUUAAUUACAACUCAGCUAUUGAUGGAUUAUUACACCACAAUUAUUGCAAUUCAAUGAAUGCGUCAAACCCUGGGCAAAAGGCCGAUGUGUGUGCUGGACCUCGUGCCAACGAUGUUGCAGCAGACGAUCCAAACCACAGUAUAAGUGGUGUUAAUAUGCAACUCUUCACAACAUAUCAUCCAUCUGGAUCACAAUCCGAAAGCAUGCGUGGCUUUGUGACAGAACAAUCCAUCACCUACAGCACCUUGAACAAGACCCGUGCUGCUGAAGCCAUCAACUACUACACCCCUGAUCAAGUCAAGGUCUUCAACACAAUGGCCGAAAACUUCGUUCUUUUCGACCGCUGGUUCGCUGCUGUCCCGGGCCCUACCAAUCCCAAUCGUGCCUACAUCACGAGUGGAACAUCGCAUGGACACGGCAAAAAUGACAACGCUUUCAACGUUUACGGUAUUCCCGUAAAAUCCAUCUUCGAACAACUUUCCGAGAACGACAUCACAUGGAUGAACUACCAGAACUCCACCCUCGGACCUGGUCUCGGUUUCAACCCAGAUGCUGCAUUCUACAACUGGACCCUCAGCUCUGGAGCAUAUAAGACUAAUAUUGCCCCAUUGACAAAAUUUUACGAGGAUGCGGCUGCAGGCACACUGCCCCAAUUCACAUAUAUCAACCCAGAGUGCUGCUCUUAUCAGUCAUACCACCCCCCAUCACCCAUCAGCUCCGGCGAAAACUUCAUCAAAGGAAUUUAUGAAGCUAUCCGAUCGUCCCCACAAUGGAACGAAACCCUCUUUAUCCUCACAUUUGACGAGCACGGCGGUUUUGGUGAUCAUGUUCCUCCCCCCACAAACGUACCGGCUGGAGAUGAUCUCACAUAUACUGAAAAGGCACCCGAUGGAAAAAACAUGACAUUUGAUUUCAAACGCUUGGGUGUCCGCGUUCCAACGCUUUUAAUCAGUCCGUGGGUUGGCAAGGGAGUGGUGGAGAAGAAGGGAAAGAACAAGGGAGGUGAGUACACGCAUACGAGUAUUAUUGGGUUUUUGGACGAGCUUUGGGGAUUGGAUCCAUUGACUCCUAGAGUUAGCUGGAGUAGUACCUUUGAGGGGUUGAUUACGAAUAAGUUGAGGACGGAUACACCAGUCACUUUACCGGAUCCUUUGGCUUAGACUUGAGAAACAAUACUUUGGAGGGCUAUCAGAUGAAUCUUAUCUUGAACCAUUUGAAGAAAACCCCGGGGCACAGUCAUUAAGGUACCAACUUCAAUCUUUCAGACGAUUUAUGAUUUAUAUCUUUCAAAUCAUUCGAAACCCCAAUAUAUAAGUUCAUCUAAGCACCAAUUAGGUCACUGAAAUAGACUUCAGAUGAACCGCUGAAAUAUAUUCUCCCAAUAUCCCGUUCAAUUUUGUACAUAGAGACCAAAUGAAAGGAACUGCGGUGAUCAAGAAAUUCCGUUCGCUGUAUUUGAGUAUAACCAGGGUUCGCGAUUGUAUGUAAGUGUUAGCUUUGAUAACACCCGAAAAUGCAUUCAAAUAAGAUCGAUGAGUAUGUAUUAACUCUUGCCGGGUUCUUUGGGCUUUCGGGCUCAACAUCAUUUGAAGAGCAACAGAACUUUCGAUCGAAUAUGCAAUGUA